CAAGAGACAUCUAUUCUUUUGGUGUAAUUAUGUGGGAAAUCUUAACGGGUGAAGAAGCUUUCAAUGAUUACGAAUUUAAUACUAAGCUAGCAAUAAAGAUUUGUAGGGGAUUGCGACCGGAAUUCGCACCCGGGGAUCCAGAAUGUUACGUUGAAUUGGCUAAGAAGUGUAUGGACUCUGAUCCAAAAAAAAGACCUGCUGCUACAUAUGUUAAUGCAGAAAGAAGCAAGUUUCAAGAACUUGCGAAUGAAAGUAAUGAAACAAUAAUUAAAAAGCAAUUCUUAGAAGCUGAUGAGCAAUCCUUAGAAGCCGAUAAGCGAUCCUUAGAGGGUGAUAAGAUGGUUAAAAAAUUAUCAAGUAUCGUACAAAAAUCUCAAGACCAUAAUAAGUACACUUCAAAGCUCAUUAACACGCAAGAUAUCACGAAAGCAUUUUCGAAAAUGGCCAUUGUCAGCGCUCCGAUCGAUAAUGUGGAAAUUCCGAUAGAGUGA
Cetraspora pellucida is the source of this 491-nucleotide messenger RNA. The record is from the annotation of a GenBank genome assembly. NCBI's taxonomy places the organism in Eukaryota, Fungi, Glomeromycota, Glomeromycetes, Diversisporales, Gigasporaceae.